This is a messenger RNA of Hibiscus syriacus, 1799 nucleotides long. Its product is annotated as beta-glucosidase 44-like. The transcript has 11 exons. The coding region runs from base 50 to 1570 and encodes 506 amino acids. NCBI's taxonomy places the organism in Eukaryota, Viridiplantae, Streptophyta, Magnoliopsida, Malvales, Malvaceae. Gene Ontology annotation, biological process: carbohydrate metabolic process. Gene Ontology annotation, molecular function: beta-glucosidase activity. The record is from RefSeq and is a predicted model, not a curated record.
UAGACUCUGUUGUUUCUUUGAUUUUGGGAGUGAAGUGAGGUUUACAGUGAUGAAGGCGUGGCUAUUGUGUUAUGCUUUUACUGCGAUUCUGUGCAUUGCAAAUGCAGGUAGGCAGCACCGAAAUUUGGAGACAGUGAGCGACACCGGUGGGCUUAGCAGAGAAAGCUUCCCCAAGGGAUUUGUAUUUGGAACUGCUACUUCUGCUUAUCAAGUUGAAGGGAUGACAGGUCAGGGCGGCCGAGGCCCCUGCAUCUGGGAUGUUUAUGUCAAACAACCAGGCCACAUUGCCAAUAAUGAUACGGCUGACGUGGCUGUGGAUCAGUAUCACCGCUACAAGGAAGAUAUAGAUUUACUGGCGAAAUUCAACUUCGAUGCUUACCGGUUUUCUAUUUCAUGGUCAAGGAUCUUUCCUGAGGGAGUUGGAAGAAUAAAUUGGGAGGGAGUUGCUUAUUACAAUAGAUUGAUCGACUACAUGGUUAAGAAAGGCAUUACUCCCUACGGGAACUUAAACCAUUAUGAUCUCCCUCUAGCUCUUCAGGAAAAGUAUGGUGGUUACUUGAACCGCCAAAUUGUGGAGGAUUAUGCGAAUUAUGCAGAGUUUUGCUUCAAGACAUUUGGUGAUAGAGUCAAGAACUGGUUUACAUUUAAUGAACCUAGGAUUGUGGCUGCUCUUGGUUUUGAUAAUGGUCUCAAUCCUCCUUCAAGGUGCUCUAAGGAAGUUGCAAAUUGUACUGCUGGAAACUCCGCAAAUGAGCCUUACAUUGCUGCCCAUAAUUUACUCUUAUGCCAUGCUGAAGCAGUGAAAAGAUAUCGUCAAAACUUCCAGGAAAAGCAGAAAGGGAGGAUUGGAAUUCUCUUGGAUUUUAAUUGGUAUGAACCUCUUACAAGAUCAAAGGCCGAUAACUAUGCAGCUCAAAGAGCUAGAGAUUUUCAUGUUGGCUGGUUUCUACAUCCCAUUCGAUAUGGUGAGUAUCCAAGAACGAUGCAAGAAAUUGUCGGAGAAAGAUUGCCAAAGUUUACCGAGGAAGAGAUUAAGAUGGUGAAUGGCUCAGCGGAUUAUGUAGGCAUCAACCAAUAUACUACAAGCUAUAUUUCUAAUCCUGAAGGGCCUAAACCAAACGUCACAAGCUACCAGAAUGAUUGGAAUGCAGCCUUUGCUAAUGCAAAGAACGGAGUGCAAAUUGGUCCAAAGGCAAAUUCUUGGUGGCUUUAUAUUGUACCUUGGGGCAUGUACAAAACUGUGACUUAUUUGAAAGAGCGGUAUGGGGAUGUAAAUAUAUUUAUCUCCGAAAAUGGCAUGGAUGAUCCAGGGAACGCUACACUAGCAAAUGGAUUGAAGGACACCACAAGGAUAGAGUUUUUCAAGGAUUACAUGACUCAGUUGAAGAAAGCUAUGGAUGAAGGAGCAAAUGUGACCGGCUAUUUUGCAUGGUCAUUGCUGGAUAACUUCGAAUGGUUGUUAGGAUACACGUCGAGGUUCGGCAUUGUUUAUGUUGACCGCAUCAACCUCCGGAGGUACCCAAAGAUGUCUGCCUACUGGUUCAAAAAAGUACUUGAAAAGAAGCGAUGAGCCGAAACAGAUUGUCCUUCCCCAGAGCAAAAGAAUGGCUCAUUGAACUGAAGUUGCCAAAAUGAGAGGAAUAACGGGGAAAACAGAAAUGUAAUGCAGUGUUACUUAAGUUUUAGGCUGUUAUUUUCUAAUCCAAAUAAUUAGUUUGUACAUGUAGGUUCUGUUUUGAAUUAUUGUAGUGAUUUUAGAUUUGAAGAAUAAAAAUAUGGAAAAGUCGGUGUUUUCCCAA